AUGGCUCCAACUCCGAGCUGCGUCAUCCAGGCCAAACUGGUGCUUCUGGGAGACCUGGGCGCCGGGAAGACCAGCAUCGUCGUCCGGUUCGUCAAGGGGCUCUACUACGAGUGCCAGGAGUCGACCAUCGGGGCGGCCUUCUUCUCGCAGCUGCUGCCGGUGAGCGGCCGUGGCGGUGAGGGAGACGCCACCGUCAGGUUCGACAUCUGGGACACCGCCGGCCAGGAGCGGUACCACAGCCUCGCCCCCAUGUACUACCGCGGCGCCGCGGCCGCCGUCGUCGUCUACGACAUAUCCAGCACGGAUUCGUACAUCCGUGCAAAGAAGUGGGUAGACGAGCUUCAGAGGCAAGGGAAUCCACACUUGGUUAUGGCGUUAGUGGGCAACAAGGUUGAUUUAGAAGAGAAGAGGAAGGUCAGAACGCAGGAAGCGUUGGAGUACGCGGAACGGAACGGCCUCUUCUUCGUGGAGACGUCGGCCAAGACGGCGCAGAACGUCGGCGAGCUGUUCUACGAGCUAGCCGAGAGACUGGUGAAAGUGCGGCCGAACCGUCCCGCCGGGAUGGUCCUGCACGAACGGCGCGGCGGGGGACGGUGGUUCUGUUGCUCCGGGUGA
This is a messenger RNA of Lolium perenne, 615 nucleotides long. RefSeq names its product ras-related protein RHN1-like. NCBI's taxonomy places the organism in Eukaryota, Viridiplantae, Streptophyta, Magnoliopsida, Poales, Poaceae. The record is from RefSeq and is a predicted model, not a curated record. Gene Ontology annotation, molecular function: GTP binding; GTPase activity.